Parasteatoda tepidariorum (common house spider) is the source of this 1294-nucleotide messenger RNA. RefSeq lists its product as uncharacterized. NCBI's taxonomy places the organism in Eukaryota, Metazoa, Arthropoda, Arachnida, Araneae, Theridiidae. Gene Ontology annotation, biological process: intracellular signal transduction. The record is from RefSeq and is a predicted model, not a curated record.
UAGUCCCCUGCGAGCGCCACUUUUUUUGAGUAAAACCUGUUUGUCAAAAGAGUGUGGCUUUUCUAAAACUCCCCGGGAAAAGUUAAUUGUCCUGAUACCCUAUAUUAGUCCCUGACUAGGUCUUACCUAUUCAAUGUCUGUAGCAAUGGCGGAAUACCAUAUCAGUAACAUGGAUAAAUAUUAUUGCUUAAACGCCGCUUCUAAAUAUAAAUAUUUUACCGUUGACGAAAAACGCUUUCUUCUUGCAUACAGUGCUAAAGCAAUUAACAUUACAGAUACUACUCUUAAUGGCAUAUUGCAUCAUUUUUAUUCUAAUUUAGUACUUGAGAAAGUCGAGACUAUUGAUACUGUCCUUAAAGUGAUCAAGGAACUUAAAUUGGAUCUCUGGUCUAUGUUCAAGAAAGAACUUGAAGGAAAACAUGUCGAUUUAUCACACUGUUGUCUCUUAAGAAAUCCCGAUGCAUUUAUCAGAAUAACAGAAGCAGGAGCCUCUAACGGAUCAACAAACGCAAUACGCAUAUAUCAGUUGUCCCUUUUAGAAAUUCUUUUCAGAAAUCCCGAAGCAUUCAUCAGAGGCUAUAACGGACCACUUUUGGGAUACCCAUCUGAGCUGUCCUUCUUUCCAUUGUUUCUUAAUUUUCUAAACUACAAUACGUGGAUAGAAAAUUGGGAUGAUAUUUCCAGAAAUCCUCUCAAAUUCCGUGCGCUUCAGUUUCUGAAUCUUCAUAUGCGGUUCACUUACAUCACCCGUAAAUCUGCAGAGACCGAAAUGGCCGUGCGAGUACUCUGGAGCUCCAUCCCAGAUCCGCUUUUGACCUUCACUGAUAUUUUUAGGCUUUUUGAAGGGGUCGAUCCUAUGUAUUAUCAGGAGAUAAACAACAUAUGGCAAUGGUACUGCAAUCUAGUGAAUUAUGAAGAAUCUUCUGUCAGGCGUCCACGAUCUCUGAAGCACCUUUCAAGAUGCUUCAUCAGAAACCAAUUAGGAGACAACUUUAAGUUGCCCGAAGGAGUGGAGGAACUGGGCAUUCCCAAACCUGUCCAGAAGUAUUUACUUCUGAGAGAUUUCCACAAGAUAGAAUGAAUACUUUAUCUUGAAAUCAAUUUUUUCAAAGUAUUUCACGAAAUAAAUAAAAGACUUGAUUAUUUUAAUUAUGAUUUCGAAAUGUUAAUGUUUCUUAUAAACUUCUUUACGAUAUUAUUUUAAAUGUUGCAUGCUUCACUGUUGAAAUAUUUCUCCCGCAUAUAAAUAAACAAUGUAAUCUAUGUGUAAUUAUACUUUGUUUGUAUCCUUCAA